CCGCUGAUAACGCCCAAAAUUUUUGGAACCAAAAUUCCCACGGAGACAAAAUAUCCCGCUCGAAUUGCGCAGAGAAAAUGGGAAAAAUCGCACGGUCGAAGAAGAACAGCGGUGCCAAGUCGCCAUACCAGAAGCCUGACCAGGGCCCACUGGGAAAGGCAUCGUCCGCGAUCUUCAAGUUCAAUACCGAUCUCGGUCAACACAUUCUCAAGAAUGGAGCGAUCGCCGACGCCAUCGUCGACAAGGCGAAUGUGCAGCAGAGCCAGACGGUCCUUGAAGUCGGACCCGGACCUGGUGUGCUAACGAAUCGGAUUCUUGCGAAGGCGAAGAAGGUGGUGGCGGUUGAAGUGGAUCCUCGAAUGGCUGCUGAGCUCACGAAGAGUGUACAAGGGACGCCGGCGGAGAAGCGACUUCAGAUUGUUCUCGGUGACUUCAUUAAGAUCGAUUUGAAUCAAUUGCCGCCGUUUCAGAUUUGCAUUAGCAAUACCCCGUAUCAGAUUUCCUCCCCGCUUGUUUUCAAACUCCUCUCCAUGCCUAAUCCUCCGAAAAUGUGCGUUCUGAUGGUACAGCGCGAAUUUGCCCUCCGUCUUAUUGCCCGGCCCGGGGAUUCCUUAUACUCUCGACUGUCUGUGAACGUGCAGUUCUUCGCGCGCGUCUCGCAUAUCAUGAAGGUCGGCAAGAAUAACUUCCGCCCCCCGCCACAGGUCGAGUCCAGUGUGGUGCGAGUUGAGCCCAAGGCCGAUCGCCCGGCGAUCAGCUGGGACGAGUGGGAUGGUAUGCUUCGGAUUUGCUUCGUGCGCAAGAACAAGACCCUGCGGGCGGGCUUCAUGGGAAACAAGGUGCGCGCGUUGAUUGAAAGAAACUGGAUCACUUUUGCCACCAUGUACCCGGAGAAAGUGUCGCAGGUAGAUAUAGAUUUUAUGCUGGGCAAUGGGGAACCCGAGCCCAUGGAGGACGUGGAAAUGGACACUAACAACGAUGUUGAAGACACCCCAUUGAUGGAUGAGGAUGACGUUUACAUGGAUGACAUGGCAUUCGAGAAGAAGAACGUUCCGGAGAUUCCCAAGGGAGCUUUGCUGACCAUCGGCAACCAUAAGGUGUCUCGGGCCAUGGUGACCAAGUUAAUACACACGAAACUCCAGCGGGUUUUGGAUCAGACUGACCUGUCCACUGCUCGUGCGCAGAAGUGUGACGAGAAUGAUUUCCUUCGCCUUCUUCAUGCCUUCAACAAGGAGGGCAUCCAUUUCUCAUAGUCAGGUGAUGCGCAGUGAUAAUUUGUUUUCGACGAGCAACGAGAUUCGUGUGUGGGACGCGCACUCUGUUACGGGAUAGCAGUCGGUUAGCGAGCAAGUUUUAUAGAUGUUAAUGAUAUCCUAAAAGUUCUUUUUUGCGCUAUUGAUACUAUUUUUUAUUUCGCCUGGUGCAAUAACGACGGUAGAGCUGUGACGCACACGUGACUGUUUGUCCCUAUUCGUAAAUGACAGACAUCAGAUUAACCUUGCUUUAGCUUUUCCUCA
Molecule: messenger RNA, 1517 nt
Organism: Aspergillus alliaceus
Lineage: Eukaryota; Fungi; Ascomycota; Eurotiomycetes; Eurotiales; Aspergillaceae
Product: dimethyladenosine transferase
Exons: 2
Coding region: 78-1253 (391 amino acids)
Biological process (GO): rRNA methylation
Cellular component (GO): mitochondrial matrix
Molecular function (GO): rRNA (adenine-N6,N6-)-dimethyltransferase activity
Source: RefSeq, a predicted model, not a curated record